AUGAGUGAAGGAGCCUUAAAUAGGAUAUCGAAUCUUAUUAGUAUUGAAGAUGAUUUGAAUAAGAUAUCUCAACUUCGAACCCAGUUCUUAAAGGAAAAAUCUACCAUUGAUUCCAAAUUGAAUAAUGUCACCAAACUUCAAAUCGAUUCCAUUAUACUGAAUUUGAACAAACUCAAUACUUCCAGUGAAAAAUUAACCACCAUCAAAUCAGAAAUCAAUAAAGUUAAUAGUAUUCAUGGUGAUAGCGUAUUAAUUGAAGGAUACGAAGAUGUUAUGAAAAUGACCAAAGUAAAUCAAUAUUUCAAUCAAGUUAACCAUUUGGUCGAUGAUAUUACUAACUUUAGGAGAAACUUAGACAAUAUAAAUGCUUUAAUUGAUAAUGAAUUGGAUAUUAUUACCAACGAUAUAACUUAUCCCUUGAGUAACAUGUUGAAAAUCCAUUAUAAUCUUACCCAAGUAAGGAAUUUUCAAGAUUAUCUUGAAACGUAUUCUCAAUCACUUUCUGACGAUAUGAAAUCAAUCAUCAUAAGAAUUUUAUCCCCACUACGUAAAACCAUUAAAUUAUUCGAUGACUUAUUGAAAGAAAUCAUCAUUUCAUUGACUGAAGCUGUUAAAGAAGGAAAUUUACAAUUAGUACUCAAAUUAAUCAAAAUCAUCGAUUAUGAGACCAAUGAAGAUUUGAAGGUUUUAUUAAAGAACAAUCUUGAUUUGAAAGAAAACGUUUUAACGGUUAAUUAUGGAAUGAAAAGACUUGUUAAACGUAAUUAUAAGAAGUUUUUUUAUGAUAAGUUGGAAGAAUCAUUGAUUGAAACUUUUGAUUUAUGUAUAAAUCAUUAUUCUCAAGAUAGAAUGUUAGUUUAUGAUAAUUUAGAAUGGCUAGAAGAUGAGAUUCUUUUCGUUAAUGAUACUUUAUCAUUGUUAUUUCCAGAAUCCUGGGAAAUCAAUAAUUUUAUACAGAACGUUUAUUACAAUAAACUUCAUAAUUUUACCAUGGAUAUCAUUAAAACUGAUCCUCCAGCUGAAGAUUUACUUCGUAUUUUAAGUUAUGAUACUCAUUAUAAUAAGUUCUUACUUGCAUUACAAACUGUUGAAACCAGUGAUAAGAGGAAAUCGGUCAUUAAGCCCCAAAAUAAAUCAAUUAUUGGUGAAGAUUUAAAGAAUGUGGUGUUGGAUGAUUAUUUGAAGGUCAUUUUACAAAAAAUGGAAGAAUGGAAUGAAAACCUUAUUCAAACUGAAACUAGAACUUUCAAUCAACGUGAAGGACCUCCUGAUUUAUAUAAUUACCAUCAAGUUAUUGAUGAUGAAGAUAUCAACGAUCAACCAGUUAUGCUUGAUAUCGAAACCAACGUUUAUGUUUUACCUGACUUCAAAACUCCUUUAACCAUGUUGAAAGAACAAGCUGAUGUAGCUGCUGAUUCAGGUUAUGGUAAAAUCUUGGUAGGAGUUAUUGAACAUUGGAGUCAUUGUUAUAUUAAACGUAUAGUAAAUUAUCAAGAAAUUAUUGAUGAGGAAUUUGAUAAUUAUAUGUCGAUUUAUAAUAACGAAAGAUUCUUAAUCAACGAAAGUAAAACCAGAAGAUUAUUCAGAAGACGUCAAAAAGAUAUUGUCAAUUUAGAUGAAAUGACUCAAGAGCAAUUAUCGGCAAUUUCAAAAGAAGGUUUAAUUGAAUAUCUUGCUGCAUUAGGGAACACUUUUGAAAUCAAUACUGAUAGAUUACAAGACAGAUUCUUACCCACAUAUAAAGAAAAAGUUCAUAGUAAUUACCAAUUGAAGAUAGAACAAGCUUUUGAAGAUACUGUUACUCCAAGUACUGAAUUGAAUGCUCAAGUUAUAAGAGCUAUAGUUGAUAUAAUAAUCAAUGAUUUGUACCCAGCUUUAUCGAAAUUAUUCACUAAAUCUUGGUAUGAAGAUAAUCAAUCCCAAUUCUCUGAUGUUCAACCAAUGGCUGCAAGGAUUGUUGAAACCAUAGGAGAAUAUAUGGAAGAAUUUAGGGGAUAUACCACUUAUGAUAUAUAUUCGGUAACUUUCAAUGUUUUGUUGGAUAGUUUUAUUUCAAGUUAUAUAAGGAUAGGUUAUGAAAACAUUUUACAUGGAGAUGGUAAGAAGAUUGAUCCUUCAAAUACAAAGAAAUUCAAAUCGUUCAAUGAUGCUAUUGGUAGGGAUGUUACGAUUUUAUAUGGAGGUUUGGAAUCCUUAUUCACAAGAAAAGAUAGUGGUUAUUUACUUAAUAGUUUAAGAGCUAUUGAAUUCUUAUCAGAUUUGGCUACUUGUGAACAACCAAUGGAAUUUAUACCUCAAAUGUGGGAAAAUGAAAUCCUUGGAUCUUUCUAUUAUUGUUCUGUUGAAUAUAUCAGAGGUAUUUGUUUAUGUAGGAAGGACAUGGAUAAAAAUGAAGUCAAUUUAUUAAUAAAUUCUUUGAUCAAAAUUCAAAAAACCUAUCAUCAACAAGUCCAACCACCUUUGAUGGUCACUGGUACUUUGAAUGAUUUCACUUUCAAUUAG
Molecule: messenger RNA, 2502 nt
Organism: Yamadazyma jaroonii
Lineage: Eukaryota; Fungi; Ascomycota; Pichiomycetes; Serinales; Debaryomycetaceae
Source: the annotation of a GenBank genome assembly